GGCCUAUACACACACGCGAUGGCUGAGACUGGUGCCCCCACCUAAUCUCGUGCACGCACGCACGCACGCACGCACGCACGCACUCGCGCACUCACGACUCUUUCAAUCGAGCCGUUCUGAAUCGCAUCGCAUCGCAUCGCAUCGCAUCGCAUCCCAUACCCACGGCCAACCGAAUACCAUCACAUCACACACAAACACUCGCCUUACCCCGUACCCCGUAUCCGCACCCGGUUAUUUGUUUACCGGCAAAGCCAUGUCGCAGGCAAGCGAGAGCCGAGCCAAGUGUCGUUGCUGCCGCGAGACGGUGGUGGUGCCUGUGCGUGCGCAACCUUCGCCCGCCGCUUCGGUGCUGCUGCUGGACGCGUACAAGCAGGCCUUGAGCGAGCGGAUGCGCGUCCAAGCGACAGCAGCAGCAGCAGCAGCAGCAGCAGCGGGGGCGGGAGCGCAAGAUGCUGCUGCUGUUCUGACCCCUCCACCACCCUCAACCUCAUCUCGCAUCUCACCCGCUGCUCAACAGCUCGAGCAUUCGUUCGCACACUCGCGCGCAAGCCAAGGAGAAGGAGAAGACUUUCCAAGAGAGUGGCGCAACUUGAAUUGUCAAGAAGCGUACGAGGAUUGGUUGGGCGCUCGAAGGGAGAGAGCAGCGGAAGAUUGGACGAGGUACAAGGAGGAAGAGUUGGGUGGACAUUUGCUUUUGAAUUGCAGCAGCAGCAGCAGCGCGGCAUUGGGAGCAGGUCGAUCUGCUGGUUGGGAGGAGCACGUAGAAAGAGAGAGGAGAAGAGGGUAUUGGAGAGCGAAAGAUAUUCUACGUGGGAUUGCCUUUACAAGAAGAAUAGAAGCGGAGGGGGAUCGUAUGCGCUUGCGCUUGCAAUCGAAGGGAACGUAGCUUCAGCCCGUCUUGAAGCCGCGUCUACGUACAGAAGAAGUAACGCGAUAAGGUGUCUCACUGCUUCCGGAUCGGAGCUCAAGCGCAAGAGGCAGAGGUGCAAUAACGCAAGAUGGCUCGACUCACUUUGGAUGUCGUCGUGAGGAUUUUGAGGUGGACCGCGCUCAAUGCAGAGCUGGGCCUAUCCUACCUCGCUGUACGCUCAGGUCUGUUCGGCAGUCGACCUGCACGACUCGACCUCGCACAAUCUCUACGAGUGCAUCCAGCGCUGCAUCGUUGUCUAC
Molecule: messenger RNA, 1170 nt
Organism: Ceraceosorus guamensis
Lineage: Eukaryota; Fungi; Basidiomycota; Exobasidiomycetes; Ceraceosorales; Ceraceosoraceae
Exons: 3
Coding region: 254-886 (210 amino acids)
Source: RefSeq, a predicted model, not a curated record